This is a messenger RNA of Prorocentrum cordatum, 555 nucleotides long. The record is from the annotation of a GenBank genome assembly. Lineage: Eukaryota; Dinophyceae; Prorocentrales; Prorocentraceae.
UGCAUCAAGGCCAAGGAGGACAUCUACACGACCAAGCAGCAGGCACUGCUUGCGAUCUGCCCAGAGUUCGGAGCGCUCUGGACACCGCCACCAGCUACGCACGCCGAGGGGCAGCUGGCAGCGGCCGCGCAGAAGCUUCGACAACUACAGACUCAGCAAGGCAAAAUCAAGGCGCAGCUGGUGGCGGCCGCCCAGUCUCAGAAGGAGCUGCCCCGCCGCCUCAGUGAGAACGUGGAACAGCGCUUGGCGGCUCAGGCGGAGGUGGACAGCCUGGUGGGGGAGACCAUUGCGGGGGCAGCUACCCCAUCAGAUCAGGAGAAGCCCCGGGAGGAGACCGAGUUCCCAGAGCUGGGCGCAGACGACUUGGAGACGCUGGGAGCUGAAGGAAAGCGAGAGUAUGAAGAGGCUACGAAGGCAGCAGCUGAGGCGUCGGCGACGCUCAAGCAGGACGCCGCCAAGGAAGACGAGCAGGGCGCCCGCGCCGAGAACCUGGACUUCACAUAUCCUGAUGCCGUCAACAAGUACAUUGAGGCAACAGCCCAGUUCAAGGCCAAG